AUGGCUCACCUCAAACAGAUCGACAUCGAAAACUUCAAGUCAUGGCGAGGGAAGCAGGUUAUCGGGCCUUUCAUGCGCUUUAAUUGCAUAAUCGGGACUAAUGGCUCCGGGAAGUCCAACCUGAUGGACGCCCUGAGCUUCGUGAUGGGGGAGCGGGCCUCCGCCCUGCGGGUCAAGCACCUCGGCGACCUGAUCCACGGAGCCCACGUGGGGCGGCCCGUGUCCCGCACGGCCCGCGUCUCCAUGCGGUACUGCGACGAGAAGGGCGUGGAGACCGAGUUCAGCAGGAGCAUCAGCGGAGACUCGUCUGAAUAUCGCAUCAAUGACGCCCGCGUUACUUUCUCCGUGUACUCUGAAGAACUGCUGAACAUCGGGAUCAUAACCAAGACUCAGAACUGCCUCGUUUUCCAGGGGGCAGUGGAAUCCAUCGCCCUAAAGGAUCCAAAGGAGAGGACCAAGAUGUUCGAGUACAUCAGCCAGUCCCGGGACUACGCUGCGGAGUACAGCCUGAAGAAAGAGGCUCUGCAGAAGGCCAAGGAGGACAGCCAGCUGCACUUCAUCAAGAAACGCUCCGCCGCCGCGGAGAAGAAGCAGGCGUCGCAGGAGAAGCUGGAGGCCCAGAGGUACCAGGUCCUGGUGGACGAGCUGGAUCAGAACCGUCUGAAACUGAGCCUCGCCGAGCUCUUCAACAAUCAGCAGUCCAUCGACGCUGUCAAUGACACUCUGACGGAGAGGCAGAGCGCCGCCGCCGCCAAGAAGGAGGAGCUGGAGAGCUGGGAGCAGACGGUCAGCGCCCACAAGAGAGAGGUGGGACGGCUCACCAGAGAGCUGCAGCACAUCGAGAAGGAGAUCCGCGGCCAAGAGCAUGUCUGGGCCCAGGCUGGCUCCCACUACAUCAAAGCCAAAGUCAACACCUCUCAUCACCUGAAGAAGGCCGAGGAGGCCCGCCGCGCCCUGAAGAAGGCUCAGAGGCAGCUGGCCGCCAGGGAGCAGGAGCUGGAGGAGGGCCGGGACGAGCUGGCCGAGCUGCAGCGCACAUGGAGGGCGUACGAGCAGCAGGCGCUGCAGGAGCAGGCCGCCCAGAGGGGGGACGUGGAGCUGAGCGGGGAUCAGCUGGAGCAGUACAAGGAGCUGAAGGAGCUGGCCCGGAGGCAGGGGGCCGUCCUCAGCCAGCAGGCCGAGACGCUGCACUGGGAGGUGCAGGCGGGCCACCAAAAGAUGGCGUUCGACCAGCACCGCAAGAAGGAAGUGCAGGCUCUGAUCAGGAACUGCCGGAGUCAGAUGGAAGACAUGACGAGCCGAGCGGAGAAGCUGCAGGAAUACGGCAACACCUGCAGGUCUUCCCUGGGCGAGCUCCGUGAGCAGGAGGAGACGCUGAGCGGCGAGCUGGAGCGGGGCGGCCGGCGCUUCCAGGAGGUGAACCAGGAGCUGCGCCAGGUGAUGGAGGAGCUGGGGAACGCCCGGCUGGACAGCCAGGAGAGCAGGCGGCAGCUGCAGCGCAAAGAACUGCUGGACAAGCUGCGCAGGCUCUUCCCUCGAGACGUGUAUGGCCGCCUGUCCGACCUGUGCAGCCCCAUCCACAAGAAGUACCAGCUGGCCAUCACCAAGGUGUUCAGCCGCUACAUGGGCGCCAUCGUGUUGACCACGGAGAAGGUGGCCCGAGACUGCAUCAGCUUCAUCAAGGAGGAGCGGGCGGAGCCGGAGACCUUCCUGCCGCUGGACCAGCUGGCCGUGACGCCUCUGAACGAGCGGCUGAGGGAGCUGCGGACCGCCAAGCUGGCGGUGGACGUGGUGAAGGUGAACGCCGGGGCGGAGCAGCUGGGAAAGGUGGUGCAGUUCGUUUGCGGGAACACGCUGGUGUGUGAGAGCAUCAAGGAGGCCCGCAGCCUGGCGUUCGACCGGCCCGACCGCCUCAAGACCGUGGCGCUGGACGGGACCAUGUUCUCGAAGUCCGGGCUGAUCUCCGGAGGCUCCAGUGACCUGCGGACCAAGGCUCGCUGCUGGGACGAGAAGGACGUGGUUCUGCUGAGGGAGCGCAAGGAGCAGCUGAGCGGCGAGCUGCAGGAUCUCUUGAGACUCCGGAGAAAGGAGUCGGACCUGAAACAGCUGACGGCUCAGAUCCAGGGAGUCCAGACCCGCCUCAAAUACUCCGGAGUGGAGCUGGAAAACCUCCUGAAGAAAGUCAUCCCUCGAUGCCAGGCGGAGAUCUCUCGGCUGCAGAGUGAGUUAGUAAACCUGGAAUCCCACAUUCAGAUGCAGCAGGAGAGCAUGGAGGCCAAGGAGGCAGACAUGAAGGCAGUGAGGCAGCAGGUGGAGCAGGUGGAGGACCUGGUGUUUUUGGACUUGUGCGCUGCGAUCGGAGUGAGCAGCAUCAGGGAGUACGAGCAGCAGCAGCACCUGAAGCUGGGAACAGAGCUGGACUCCAGACGGCUGCAGUUCGAGAGCCAGUGCGCUCGGCUCAGCGCCAAGCUGGAGUACGACCAGGACCAGCUGGAGGACCAGAGGAAGAAGCUGCAGAACCUGCAGGAGAGCAUCAGCAGGGAGGAGAGGAGCAUGGCCGAGCAGACGGAGGAUGAGAGGAAGCUGCUGGAGGCGGUGCAGGAGGCCGAGGACAAGCUGCUGCAGCUGAAGACCCAGCUGACGUCUCAGAAGAGCCUGGUGGCUGCUGGGAAGGCUGAGCUGGGCCAGAAGGUCCAGAGCCUUCAGGACAUGAACAGGCAGCUGGUGAGGCUGCAGCGGGAGGUGAUGUCUGCGGAGAGCGCCCUGGAGCAGCAGCGUCUGGCCAGACACAACAUGCUGCUGGCCUGUAAGGUGCAGGGCGUCGCCAUCGGCCUGCUGUCGGGGCAGCUGAGCCAGAUCAGCCAGGUGCAGCUGGAGACGGACUCUGAAAGCACGGCGGCCACCGUGGACAUCUUCGAGAGGGAGUCCCAGCUGGUGGUGGACUUCUCCGCCGUGGAGGCUGAGCUCAGGAAGCUGCGGAGCAAGGGCCAGAUGGACGCCUACCUGCAGCAGCUGAGGGACGCCGUGUCCUCCACGGAGGCGGUGCUGCUCCAGACCACCGCCCCCAACCUGAAGGCCCUGGAGAAGAUGACGGAUCUGAAGGAGAAGCUGCUGGGAGUGAAAGAAGCCUUCGAGGCCAGCACCAAGGCGGCCAGGAAGUGCAGCCAGGACUUCAACCUGGUCAAAGCGCAGCGCUUCCACCUCUUCAGCCAGUGCUUCGAGCACGUGUCUCUGGUGAUCGACCAGAUCUACAAGCGGAUCUGCAGGAACAGCAGCGCUCAGGCCAUCCUGAGUGCCGACAACCCCGACGAGCCGUACCUGGGGGGCAUCAGCUACAGCUGCGUGGCUCCGGGGAAGCGCUUCAUGUCCAUGGACAACCUGUCGGGGGGGGAGAAGGCCAUCGCCGCGCUCGCCAUGAUCUUUGCCAUCCACAGCUUCCGUCCCGCUCCCUUCUUCAUCCUGGACGAGGUGGACGCCGCUCUGGACAACACCAACAUUGCCAAGGUGACGGAGUUCAUCCGGGAGGAGUGCAGCUCCAACAUGCAGAUCAUCGCCAUCUCCCUGAAGGAGGAGUUCUUCUCCAAGGCCGACGCCCUGCUGGGGGUCUACUCAGACUUCGAUGAGUUCAUGUUCAGCCGCGUUCUGACCCUGGACCUGCGUCCCUACCCCCUGAACGAGGACAGCUCCAGCGAGCCGCCAGCCGACGCCCCGCCGGACGACCCGCUGGACGCCCUGCCAGACGCUCUGCUGGACGCCCUGCCGGACGCGCUGCUGGACGCCCUGCCGGACGCACCGCCGGACGCACCGCCGGACGCACCGCUGGACGCACCGCCGGACGCACCGCUGGACGCACCGCCGGACGCCGAGGAGGAGCUGUGA
Molecule: messenger RNA, 3879 nt
Organism: Salarias fasciatus (jewelled blenny)
Lineage: Eukaryota; Metazoa; Chordata; Actinopteri; Blenniiformes; Blenniidae
Product: structural maintenance of chromosomes protein 1B-like
Exons: 25
Coding region: 1-3879 (1292 amino acids)
Biological process (GO): sister chromatid cohesion
Cellular component (GO): meiotic cohesin complex; chromosome; nucleus
Molecular function (GO): ATP binding; protein binding; ATP hydrolysis activity
Source: RefSeq, a predicted model, not a curated record